AUGGCAGAGAGCAAGUGUCCAGCCACGCGCCUGAUGAACACUGGCGGCGGUGGCACCAAGAACCGCGACUGGUGGCCCGAUGCUUUGAAGCUCAACAUUCUUCGCCAGCACACUCCCGUCACGAACCCAUUGGGUCAGGAGUUCGAUUAUGUGGCCGCUUUCAAGACCCUCGACUACGAGGGCGUCAAGAAGGACCUCACAGCUCUGAUGACGGACUCCCAGGACUGGUGGCCCGCUGACUUCGGUCACUACGGCGGUCUCUUUAUUCGUAUGGCUUGGCACAGUGCUGGUACUUACCGUGUCCACGAUGGUCGUGGAGGUGGUGGCGAGGGUCAGCAACGAUUUGCCCCUCUCAACAGCUGGCCCGACAACGUUAGUCUCGACAAGGCUCGUCGCCUUCUGUGGCCCAUUAAGCAAAAGUAUGGCAACAAAAUUUCAUGGGCUGAUCUCAUGAUCUUGGCUGGAAACGUCGCCCUUGAGUCCAUGGGCUUCCAGACUGCUGGUUUCUCCGGUGGUCGCCCAGACACUUGGGAGGCAGAUGAGUCCGUUUACUGGGGAGGCGAAAACACAUGGUUGGGCAACGAUGUCCGUUACGCCCACGGCCACGAGGGCAAGGCCGACUCGGGAGUCCUUGACGGUUCUCAGGACACCAAGUCCGACAUCCACACCCGUGAGCUGGAGUCGCCACUCGGCGCCGCCCACAUGGGUCUCAUUUACGUGAACCCUGAGGGUCCCGAUGGCAACCCCGAUCCCGUUGCUGCUGCUAGAGAUAUCCGUGUCACCUUCGGUCGCAUGGCCAUGAACGACGAGGAGACCGUUGCCCUCAUUGCCGGUGGUCACUCUUUCGGAAAGACUCACGGUGCCGCCCCUGACAGCAACGUCGAGGCGGAGCCCGAAGGCGCCCCGAUUGAACAGCAGGGCUUGGGUUGGAAGAACAAGCACGGCUCCGGCAAGGGACCUGACACUAUCACCUCCGGUCUCGAGGUUACCUGGACUGCCACUCCUACCAAGUGGAGCAACAAGUACUUCGAGUACCUCUUCCAGUUCGACUGGGAGCUCACCAAGAGUCCCGCGGGUGCCAACCAGUGGGUUGCGAAGAACGCUGAGCCCAUCAUUCCCGACGCCUUCGACCCCAACAAGAAGCACCUGCCUACCAUGUUGACGACCGAUCUGUCGAUGCGCUUCGACCCCGAGUACGAGAAGAUCUCUCGCCGCUUCCUCGAGAACCCCGACCAGUUCGCCGACGCGUUUGCAAAGGCCUGGUUCAAGCUUACCCACCGCGACAUGGGUCCCCGUUCCCGCUACGUCGGUCCCGAGGUUCCCAAGGAGGAGUUCAUCUGGCAAGACCCCGUCCCCGAGGUCAACCACCCGGUCAUCGACAACGGUGACGUCGCCGCCCUGAAGAAGGAGAUCCUCGGCACCGGCGUUGACCCGUCCAAGUUCAUCUCAACUGCUUGGGCAUCUGCCUCCACCUUCCGUGGUAGCGACAAGCGUGGCGGAGCCAACGGCGCCCGCAUCCGCCUCGCACCGCAGAAGGACUGGGAGGUCAACAACCCUUCCCAGCUCAAAGAGGUUCUGCAGACCCUCGAGCAAGUCCAGCAGAAGUUCAACAGCUCCGCCUCUGGCGGCAAGAAGGUGUCACUGGCUGAUCUGAUUGUCCUCGCCGGUGUCGCUGGUGUCGAGCAGGCCGCUCGCAACGCAGGUCACGACAUCAACGUCCCCUUCACCCCUGGCCGCACCGACGCGUCUCAGGAGCAGACCGACGUUGAGUCUGUUGGUCACCUCCAGCCCUACGCCGAUGGCUUCCGCAACUACGGCAAGUCAACGAAGCGCGUCAAGGCCGAGAACUACUUGGUCGACAGGGCACAGCUUCUCACCCUUUCCUCGCCCGAGCUCACUGCCUUGGUCGGUGGUCUGCGCGUGCUGAACACCAACUACGACGGCUCCAAGCACGGUGUUCUCACCAACCGACCCGGUGCUCUGACCAACGACUUCUUCGUCAACCUGCUCGACAUGAACACCGAGUGGAAGGCCACCAGCAACCCCGAUGUCUACGAGGGCAAUGACCGCAAGUCCGGCUCUAAGAAGUGGACUGCUACCCGUGUAGACCUCAUCUUUGGUGCUCAGGCUGAGCUGCGCGCUGUUGCGGAAAUUUACGGUCAAGCUGAUGGCGGCCAGAAGUUCGCCCAGGACUUCGUAAAGGCCUGGGAUAAGGUCAUGAACCUGGAUCGCUUCGAUGUCAAGAAGGGCUCCAACUUGCCAAGCCGUCUCUAG
Colletotrichum karsti is the source of this 2274-nucleotide messenger RNA. Its product is annotated as bifunctional catalase-peroxidase cat2. The record is from RefSeq and is a predicted model, not a curated record. Gene Ontology annotation, molecular function: heme binding; catalase activity. Lineage: Eukaryota; Fungi; Ascomycota; Sordariomycetes; Glomerellales; Glomerellaceae. Gene Ontology annotation, biological process: cellular response to hydrogen peroxide; hydrogen peroxide catabolic process. The coding region runs from base 1 to 2274 and encodes 757 amino acids. Gene Ontology annotation, cellular component: cytosol. The transcript is spliced from 2 exons.